Molecule: messenger RNA, 19311 nt
Organism: Telopea speciosissima
Lineage: Eukaryota; Viridiplantae; Streptophyta; Magnoliopsida; Proteales; Proteaceae
Product: midasin-like
Exons: 84
Biological process (GO): ribosomal large subunit assembly; rRNA processing
Cellular component (GO): preribosome, large subunit precursor
Molecular function (GO): ATP binding; ATP hydrolysis activity
Source: RefSeq, a predicted model, not a curated record
AUGGAAGGUGAAAUGUUUGUUAUUUCUUGUCUCAGAAACGGAAUCCCACUAGCAACCGCUCCAGGUCCUCCCGGUGGAUCUCAUGGCUACAUAGAUGUCCCAGCAAUAUGCAGCCACAGAAACGAAAUCCCACCACCAACUGCUCCAGGUCCUCCCUCUGGAUCUCAUGGAUGCAUAGAUGUUCCAGAAAGUGGAUUAAAUGAGAUUUUAUUUUACCUGGUAGUGAAUGAAUAUUUUUGUCUUGCUUUGGAUGUCCGACUUGUUAAUAUUCUGCAUAAGAACACAUCUCUUCAUGUGGACUGGGAGGAGGCAACUCGCUUGCUAAAUGCUGUUCGGACAUCUUUACGCUUCCUCCUAGUAAAGCCUAAAGUCUUCUCUGAACUUUGGAACUGGUCUUGUUUCUUGAACCUCGUCCAACACUCUCCGAAUGUUGGUUCAGGAAAUAAUCCUGAGCUCUUAAAAGCCAUUUUGGACAUAAAAUGGUGCGGGAUACAGAUAUUAUCAAUCGUUUUGAGAAUGAGUGAUAGAGCAACGUCGUGCUUUGGUCUUGAUGCAGAAAAUUCUUUUUCAUGUUUACUACGCUGGGAUGAGUUCUGUGAGGAUGUAUCAGUAGAAAAAGCUAGCUGCUAUCUAGAAAGAACUGAACAACAAAGUGGAGAUUUUGUUGAUGGAAGCAUUGAUUUUGAUCAGGAGUACUGCCUGCAGUCUUUUGGGCUUCUGUGUUCUGAAGUUUCUUCUUUAGAGCCGUUAAGUAGGAACAGAAGGCUGUCAACAUUGGGUAGAAAAUUAGAAGACAAUCCCUUUGUGUUGACUUCAGCUGUGAAAAAGAGCUUUGAGAUGGUCCUGCUGGCAGUAAGCCAAAAAUGGCCUGUUCUUCUAUAUGGUCCUACAGGUUCUGGAAAGACGGCAUUGAUUAGCAAGUUGGCCCAAGUUAGUGGGAACCAAGUUCUUUUUAUUCACAUGGAUGAACAUAUGGAUGGGAAAACACUGAUUGGGGGUGACAUCUGUUCGGAAAUACCUGGGGAAUUCAGGUGGCAGCCUGGUUCUCUUACACAGGCAGUUCUGUGUGGACUUUGGGUAGUCUUUGAAGACAUAGACAAAGCACCGUCUGAUGUACAGUCUAUCUUAUUGCCUCUAUUGGAGGGUUCAAGUUCAUUUGUGACUGGUCGUGGGGAGGCAAUAACUGUGUCUGAAAGCUUCAGAUUAUUUGCUACAAUGUCAAUUUCUAAGCAUGAUAGCUCUCACAAUUCAGAAGGCAGGAUCUCCCUUAGUGUCCUAUGGAGGAAAGUCAUGGUUGGACAAUCGAGUAAUAAAGAUUUAUUAGACAUAGUGAAUAUAUGGUAUCCAAAACUAGAGGCUGUUGUCGAGAAACUCAUAGAAACCUUUGAAAGGGUUAAUGCUGCCCCUUUACAUCAACGCGGAGGAUUUCAGGUUGGAAAUCCUGCUUCUUCUGGUUCUUUUUGCAGAUUCUCGUUGAGGGAUCUCCUAAAAUGGUGUAGAAGAAUUACAGGUUUAGGUUUUAGCUUUGUGGGGCCUAGGUUGUCUGCUUACGAAUGUAAAAGCAUUUAUAAGGAGGCUGUAGAUAUUUUUGCUUCAUCCUCGGCUUCUUCUGAGAACCGUUUGCUUAUGAUGAGAGAAAUAGCAAAAAUUUGGGAAGUACCCGUAACAGAGGCAGAAAGAUUACUUCCUCUUAAUAAGCCCAUAAUCCAGGAUUUGCAGUCAGAAUUACAAGUUGGACGAAUUUUUCUCAAAUGCUCUCAAUUACAUCGCCAAAAGAGACCUUUUGUGGAUAUUCGUAGUUCGCUUCAUGUUCUUGAGAAGAUAGCUUGUUCUGUCAAGUACAAUGAGCCUGUUCUCCUGAUUGGUGAAACUGGUACUGGGAAAACAACACUUGUACAGAAUCUGGCAAUGAGGCUUGGUCAACCACUUACCGUGUUGAACUUAAGCCAGCAGAGUGAUGUUGCUGAUCUGUUAGGUGGAUUUAAGCCUACUGAUGCACGGUUUGUUUGCAUACCACUUUAUAAUGAGUUUCAGGGCCUGUUCUCUAGGACCUUUUCUAUAAAGGAAAAUGAGGAUUAUCUUGUGCGACUGGGAAAACUUAUUGCCGAUAAGAAGUGGAAAAUGGUAUUAAAUGGAUUUCAGAAAGCUCUUAUUGCUUUUAAGAAGCAAGUCUAUGAAGUGAGAGGAUCUGGAUGUGGUACAAAGCGGAAGAGACCUCUGGCUGAAGAACUCCCCAAAGAUUGGAAGAGUUUCUCAGUAAAAGUUGACAGUGCUCGCAGGCAGAUUGGCGCCUCAACUUGCAUGGCUUUCUCAUUUGUAGAAGGAGCUUUUGUAACAGCACUUAGAAAGGGUCACUUGAUUUUGCUCGAUGAAGUGAAUUUGGCCUCUCCAGAGAUGUUGCAGAGAAUUACAGGGGUUCUAGAAGGAGAGCAGGGUUCAAUUUGUUUGACUGAGAGGGGAGAUGUCAAAUAUAUUGACCGCCAUCCUGAUUUUCGUAUAUUUGCUUGUAUGAAUCCUGCAACUGAUGCUGGAAAGCGGGACUUGCCAUAUUCGCUGCGGAGUAGGUUCACAGAAUAUUUUGUUGAUGAUGUGUUGGAUGAUGAAGAUUUAUGUCUCUUUGUUAAUCAAUUUAUGGAUGUGCACCGUCCUAAUAGAGAACUAGUCAAUAAAGUCGUACAAUUUUACAAAGCAGCCAAGAAAGAAUCCGAAGUGAGGCUGCAGGAUGGGGCCAAUCAGAAGCCCCAGUAUAGUUUGAGGUCUCUUUACCGUGCACUAGAAUAUACAAAGAAGGCGGAAAAGAAUUUUGGAUUCCGAAAGGCACUUUAUGAUGGAUUUUGUAUGUUUUUUCUUACAAUGCUGGAUGGACCUAGUGCCAAACUUAUGAACAUUAUGAUAUUAUCAUAUUUAUUAGGGGGGGAUCUGCCCCCAAAUGUUCCCUUUGUUGGUUACCUUGUCAACAGAGGGAACCUCAGGUCUGAUGCUUUCUCGGAGAACUAUAUUUUGACGAGAAGUGUGAAGGAGCAUCUUAUGAACCUUGCACGUGCUGUUUUGAUUAAAAGAUACCCUGUUCUAUUACAGGGCCCCACUUCUAGUGGGAAGACUAGCCUCAUCCAGUAUCUCUGUGCUAUCACUGGUCAUGAAUUUGUACGCAUAAAUAAUCAUGAACACACAGAUCUUCAGGAGUAUUUAGGUUCCUACAUAACUGAUUAUAAUGGUAAGCUUGUGUUUCAAGAAGGUGUUUUGGUUAAGGCUGUUCGCAAUGGAUACUGUAUUGUUCUGGAUGAACUUAACCUGGCACCAUCAGAUGUGCUGGAAGCACUAAACCGGUUAUUAGAUGAUAACAGGGAGCUUUUUGUACCAGAACUCCAGGAAACAGUUACUGCACAUCCUGAUUUUAUGCUUUUUGCCACACAAAAUCCUCCAACUUUUUAUGGUGGGCGUAAAAUGCUUUCUAGAGCAUUUCGUAACCGCUUUGUGGAGAUUCAUGUUGAUGAAAUCCCGGAAAAUGAGUUAGGUACAAUACUGGAAAAGAGGUGCAAAAUCCCUGAGAGCUAUGCUAAACAGAUGAUUAAUGUAAUGAAGGAUUUGCAGGUGCAUAGACAGAGCAGCAAAGUGUUUGCUGGAAAACAUGGUUUCAUAACCCCACGUGAUUUGUUUCGAUGGGCUGAUCGUUUCCGGACAUUCGGGAAUUCCCAUAAAAAUUUGGCAGAAGAUGGCUAUUUUCUUUUGGCUGAAAGGUUACGAGAUGAAAAUGAGAAGAAAGUUGUUGAAGAGAUUUUGAAGAGGCAUGUUUCGAAUGAACUUGUUAAAGAUGACUUGUACAUGCAGGAGCCAGCUGGUGGCUACACUGUGUUGAACUUCUGCAAAUACUCAGGUGUAUCAGAAACUCUGGCAAAUAUUGUUUGGACUAAAAGUAUGUGGAGGCUAUAUUUUCUUGUUGAGCGUUGCUACAAAAUGCGUGAACCCGUCCUUCUUGUUGGUGAGACUGGUGGUGGGAAGACCACUGUUUGCCAGCUACUUAGCAUUAUUUUGGGGUCAAAAUUGCACAUUUUGAAUUGCCAUCAGUAUACAGAACCAUCAGAUUUUCUCGGGGGGUUCUAUCCUGUACGGGAGAGGUCAAGAUUAACUGAAGAAUUCAAGCAUCUUGUUGAUCAGCUGUUUCUGUCAAAGACAUUUCUGCACUUUCCUGGAGAUAUUAAAAUAUCUUCUGAUAUAAGUCAAGCUUCUUUAACGUUUGAUCAGCUUUCUGUGAUUAUAAAUAGCUACAGACAAGGUCUUGUCUUUCAUCCUGAUGUCACCCCAAGUGAUCUUGAUACAUUUGAGAAAGUGAAACUGGCUCUAGUUCAGCUUCACCAGAAGUGGCAGGCCAUAUUUACAUGGCAAGAUGGGCCUCUUGUACAAGCAAUGAAAGAUGGAAAUCUGCUUCUUGUGGAUGAGAUCUCCUUAGCUGAUGAUAGUGUUCUUGAAAGAUUAAACAGUGUAUUGGAAUCUGAAAGAAAAUUGUCUUUGGCUGAGAAAGGUGGCUCUGUUUUGGAGGAGAUAACUGCACAUCCAGGUUUCUUCCUUCUUGCUACGAUGAAUCCUGGUGGUGAUUAUGGGAAGAAGGAGUUAUCUCCAGCUCUCCGAAAUCGGUUCACUGAGAUAUGGGUUCCCUCCGUUAGCGACAUAAAUGAGCUUAGAAGUAUUGCUGUGCAGAGAUUUGUCAAAUCGGAACUCUUAUACAUCACGGAUCCAAUGCUUAACUUCUGGGAAUGGUUCAAUCAGUUACAGACAGGGAGGAUGCUUACCGUGAGAGAUCUCUUAUCUUGGGUUGAUUUUAUAAAUGUGACAGAGGGAAGUCUAGGAUCUGAUUAUGCAUUCUUGCAUGGUGCCUUUCUUGUUUUGCUUGAUGGUCUGAGCUUAGGUAGCAGUAUAUCUAGGAAAAAUGCGGGAGAGCUGAGAGAGAGAUGUUUGUCCUUUCUUCUGGGACAACUAAAGAUGGUCAAUACUUGUUCGGUCGACUUUCAUUUGACUGACAUGGAAAAUUAUGGGUGGGGUGAUCUUGGGAACACUGCAGAUGCCUUGUGCGCUAAUAAUGUGCAGUCUAACUAUGUUUUCGGUAUUGAUCCAUUUUACAUUACAAAAGGUAAUGAGGAGGCUAAACCUGAGGGAUUUGAGUUUCUAGCACCUACCACUCGUAGGAAUACAUUGCGUCUGCUGCGUGCAAUGCAGCUUGCAAAACCUGUGUUACUGGAAGGUAGUCCAGGUGUUGGAAAAACAAGUCUGAUUAUUGCACUCGGCAAGUUUUCUGGGCAUAAAGUUGUGCGCAUCAACCUCUCUGAGCAGACUGAUGUCAUGGAUUUAUUGGGUUCUGACUUGCCUGUGGAAUGUGAAGAAGGAAUGAAAUUUGCAUGGUCUGAUGGGAUCCUUCUACAGGCUUUAAAGAGUGGAAGUUAUGUUUUAUUGGAUGAACUUAAUCUUGCUCCACAAUCUGUGUUAGAGGGUCUCAAUGCCAUUCUAGAUCACCGGGCUGAGGUCUUUAUUCCAGAGCUUGGUCGUACUUUUAAGUGCCCGCCAUCUUUCAGAGUUUUUGCAUGUCAAAAUCCUUCAUCCCAAGGUGGAGGAAGGAAAGGCCUUCCGAAAUCAUUUCUUAAUCGCUUCACUAAGGUUUAUGUGGAUGAGUUAGUUGAGAAUGAUUAUCUCUUCAUCAGUAAUUCACUCUUUCCAACAAUCCCAAGAGCUUUACUCUCAAAGCUGAUUUUAUUUAAUAAGCGAUUGUAUGAAGAUACAAUGUUAUUCCACAAAUAUGGUCAGGAUGGUUCCCCCUGGGAAUUUAAUCUGCGAGAUGUUAUUCGGUCAUGUCAAAUAAUAGAAGGUGCACCUGAAAUUUCACAAGAAGAUUGCUUUCUUAAUAUCAUAUACAUUCAGAGAUUGCGUACCGCAGCUGAUCGUAGAGAAGUUAUGCAACUCUAUGAAGAGGUUUUUGGGUUGAAGCCAUCUAUAAAUCCUUAUCCAGGAGUACAGAUUGAUCCACAAUAUUUGAUUGUGGGGAAUGCAGCUGUGGAAAGAAAUCGUUUUCAACCGUCCAAAAUUUCAGAAAGCCAGCUUAGCAUAUUACCAGGAAUUCGCAAUAGCUUGGAAGCUACUCUACAAUGUGUACAGAAUCAAUGGUUGUGCAUAUUGGUUGGUCCAUCAUCAUCUGGUAAAACUUCACUUGUCAGAUUACUUGCAGAGCUCACUGGAAAUGUGCUCAAUGAAUUGAAUCUUUCAUCUGCAACUGAUACUUCUGAAUUGAUUGGAUGCUUUGAGCAAUACAAUGCCUUCCGCAGUUUUCGCAAUGUCAUUGCUCAAGUUGAGCAAUGCAUUAGCGAGUAUUGCAGUCUAAAUUUGGAAUCCUCGAUGCAGUCAUUUUUAAAUCAACGCAGGAAUUUACUUAACCAAUGGCUUGCUUUCUUAUGCAACAUAAAUUACAGUUCUAUUUCAAGUUACACUUACACAGAUUUUGAGACAUGGAACAGUGAAUCCUUUAGUUUGCUGGGAUCAUUGGUUGAGAUAAUUGAACAGCUAAAGCUUGAUUUACAAAAAUAUCAGUUACCUGUAUCCUGCUCAUGCAAUCAACUGGAGCAGUCUCUGGAGGUGAUAACAAACUUGCAAAAAAGUCACAGCAGACAGCCAUCUCCUGCAAAGUUUGGAUGGAUCAUGGGGCUAUUAGUCAAGGCUUUUGAGAAUGGGGAAUGGAUUGUUCUGGAGAAUGCAAAUCUUUGCAAUCCUACGGUUCUUGAUAGGAUCAACUCUCUUGUGGAAUCUAGUGGAUCCAUUACUAUUAAUGAGCGUGGGCUUGUGGAUGAUAAACCUAUGGUCCUUCAUCCCCACCACAAAUUUCAAAUGUUCCUCACAGUUAACCCACGGUAUGGUGAAGUCUCUAGAGCAAUGCGAAAUAGAGGAGUUGAGAUAUUUAUGAUGCAACCUGACUGGCUGCUUGAUGGGAAAAGUGGUUAUGAUUCUAAGAAAAAUGAGCUAAGAGAUGUGAAGAGGUUUCUAGUUCUAUCAGGUAUCCCUGUUAGUGGGCUUGUUGAUGCAAUGGCUGAAGCACAUAUCUAUGCCAGCAAUGCAGCUUUGUGCCUUGGGAUGAAAAUAACACUACUGGAGCUUACCCAUUGGGUUCAGUUAUUCCAGCAAUUGCUCAUGAAUGGGAAUAAGCCUGUAUGGAGUCUUCAGUUAAGUUGGGAACAUACAUAUCUGUCUUCUUUAGGUGAGGCUGAAGGACUUGAUAUUGUUACGCAUGGGAAGUUAUCUUAUUUCUCAGCGUCCAAACUUUAUAAGUUAGACACAAUGCUGGGACAUUCUUUGUCCUUGCCGGGUGGGUGGCCUGCACCUCAUAAGUUAAGGAAUUUUAUUUGCUACUCAAAAGAAGCUUGCAUCAAACAAAAUUGCUUGUAUUUGGAAUUCCUGGGGACACAGUGUGCUGCUUAUGAAUUUAGUAUUGACCGUAAUGGAUGCUUGAUGGAGCUUUCUUUAACUUCUAUGGACCAUAUAGGUACUAAAUUAUUGAUUGAUGGAAAGCAAGUAGUCCCAUCUGCGAUUCCCAUUCAGAUGUUAAAUAAUAUUCUGUUUCCUACGGAUUCGAAUGAGUUGAGUAUAAAGCAUGCUAAGCUGGCAGAAUUUGACCUGGAGUUGGUCAAUAAGAUGUUUUUUUUUGCUGCGAAGUGGACAAUUGAACAGGCCACUGAGACUGAUCUUAAUCUUUAUCUUUGCUGGUUUAAAUGGUAUAGUUCCAUUUUAGAGCCGUAUUGUCACUUUUUCAGAUCUUUCUUAAACCUACUUGAAUGGUUGAUAAAUCAUCCUAUUUGGAACUGUAUCAUUGAUUGCCGAAGAGAGCUUUCUUCACAUUGUCAAAUAGAUCUAAAUAUGCAAUCCCUUCCGAUUCUUUCAUUAAAGUUGAUGGAAUUAACUGCAUCAAAUAGAGCAUUACAAAUACUCCGUAGACGACUCUUUGAUGCAAUCCAGUGCAUAAGCCUCUUACAACUUAGUUUUCAACAGUGGAAUACAGAAGGUGAAUACAACCACAGUGAUGAAACUCGUUGUUUUGUAACAUUAUUGGUAGCCCUACGGGAGUUGGAAACAGAGGUGCUUGAUAUUCUUGUGGGGUCACCUAGCUUUGAUCUACUAUUCCAAUUAAGCACUAAUCUUCUUGAGGGUCACACAUUGUUUUGGAAGGGUAUUACCUCAUUCCAGAUUGAAUACUUGCUAAUAUCUUGGCGUUCUUUGAAGAAGGAUGUUUUAAGACUGCAGAAAUUUUUUCCUAAAGCGGUUAAUAAUGUACUGGUUGAAAGUAGAAAUCUGGCUAGAGUAUCAUCUUUCCAUUCACCAAAGUCGAUGCUGUGGAUACAUGGGGGUCAUCCGUUCUUGCCAUCCUCUGCAGAUGUCUAUUCUAAAUUGCAGCAGCUUUUAUGCUUCUGUGAACUAGUUUGGCCAGUAAAGACAAAAUCCUGGAAGAAGGAUUCUUCUGGGAAUGAGUUUACUGUGGAAUCUGUUGUAUCUUCAAAUAAAGAACUCCGAGUCUUAGCAAUGCAAGGUGUUUGCAUGGCAUCAUAUUUCUCAAGCAAUAAUGAUCAAAGCGACAUCCACAUUGUUCAACAGUUGGAAGAGAUGUAUCAGAUGCUCUUGGGGAGGUUUCAACAUGAAAAACAGAAGCUGGUGCCUGUUUUAAUAUCUGAUGUGCAUGCUUCUGCAAUGGAAAUCUCAUCUGUUUGUUGCUCUUUCUGCCCUGAGAUACUGUGUACAAAGUCUGGUUUCAAUGGUUGGCAAGAGAUUCUUCCUAUCAUUGACAGAAUGAGCUUUUUCCUAGACCUGGAAUUACUUGAAGAAUUAUCAAAGAUAGUUGUGGUAGAUGCCAAUGAACAGUAUCAGGUAAUGUCAAUUAAAUGGAAAUAUGACAUAGCUUGGUAUGCUUGGUGUAAUCUGCUGCUUGCUCUUGCUGAAAAACAUGUAAACCAAAUUCAGUCAGACAUUGUUGCCUAUCACAAAUUCACAUCUGUUUUUCUGUGCCUGGGUUUGUGUCAUGCUUCGAAGCUUCUCGAAUUUGCGUUCAACUUUUCAUUGAGUUACUCUUCAAGACCUCCUACAGAUUUUUUACCGCAUCAGCGGAUUCUAUGGACUUUGGAUGAUUGGACAUCUGUAGAUUCAGUGUGCACAAAAAUUGUGAGUUUUGUUCUGGAGACGUGGUUUAGAUGGCAUUCAUCCUUGUGGAUCCAUUGCCCUCAACCAGCUAAGGUCAUGGCGGGUCCUCCCUCUCGGGAGGAGCGCCUCCCGGCUCCACCAUGUGAGGCUGUCGCUGGCAGGGUCUCGGCUCCCUCCUACGCUGCCAUGGUCUCCAAGUCUUUGGCCAUCUCCUGUGCUGUGAUCAAAGUAAAGAAGCCAGCUUCGCUGUUUGGUGACCCUGCCGUCUUUUUCACAAGGGAGGAAAUCGAGCUGUCUGAGAAAGCUUUCUCCACAACGCUGAUAGCCAAGUGCAGCUACGGGAGACCCUCUCUGUUCGUGAUCAAGGAGUUCCUGCAGAAGCACUUGUUUCUCCAAGAGGAAGUUGUGGUCUCGUCGCUGGACCCGAGGCAUAUUCUUCUGCGAUUCUCAGCUCCCUCCGACUAUGUGGAGGUGUGGUUGAAGGAUCAGGUGCACAUCCAGGGCUUCCUCCUGCGAUUUGUGAAGUGGACUUCGGAGUUCGUCUCGGGCUGGGAGUCCCCUUUCACCCCCAUAUGGGUCUCCUUGCCAGGGGUACCAAUCAACUUUUAUCAGGGCAACUAUCUGGCGUCCAUUACAGGGGCAAUAGGGAGGCUCUUGAAGGUCGACGGGGCGACAGCGAACUGCACUCGCACGGUGGAGGCAAGAUUCUGUGUCGGGGUGGACUUGGGAACGACGCUCCCAUCAAGGGUCUGGAUAGGGUGUGGCUCGGAGGGUUUUUACCAGAAAGUUGUCGUUGAGAGGCUGCCAUUGUAUUGUGUUUCCUGUUCGAAAAUUGGCCAGUCGCAAGCUACCUGUAGAAAAUUACAAAGGGGAAAGCGUGCUGUGGUGCCUGCAGUUGCUGCCGAGGGCUUGGGGGAUCGUCGGUUUUGUGACCCUGCUGCUGUGAAUGUGGAAAAUGACACUGGGACCAGAACCAGAGAGGGGGUCUUCAUUCCAAGGGGAGAAGGGCCCUCGCAUGGCGUGGUGGGGGGUUUGCCUGUUCAUAGACAGCCUGCUCUUCGGCGGCAAGUGGCAAGACACGGUGGUCGCUGGAUACCUACUCGGCAACAGGCCGUGGGUCUGAGUUCUGUGCAGCCGGCGGUGUUGGCCCCCGACGACGGUGUUCCUCAGGCGUCUUUACUCGAGGGGGGUCUGUCGGAAGGAGCAGCAUGUGUAGCAGGGCCGGUUGAUGGGGCAGCAGUGCAGCUUUUAGAAGAGGGAGAGAUACCUCCCGUGAGGUCUAAUGACUUACCGGCAGUGUUGAUUGGCAGCGUCGAGCAACGGGUUCUGCCGCUGGUGGAGCAUAGUGGUUUGGGGUUAGAUGAACUUGCGACAGGAACUGAGGAUGAAGCUUCGGGGUGCUCCUUGGCUGAACAUGGGGCGAUGUCAGAGGGUGAUGCUCCCUUGCCUUAUUUUGAAGGCGCAGAUGGGCCCACUAGGGCUAAAGACGACUCGCUUGUGUCAAGCCAGGCUGCCACGCCUGCCUUAAGCCACGUGGCGUUGCUGGAGAGUUUCAAAGCUUUCAAUGCUGCCAUUGAAGGGCGUAUUAACACAACGCUGAACAGACUUAGUGAGGAAGGCACGGUCGCAAGGCAGUCGAGCACUCACGCUGGGAAGCGGCAGCCCUCUUGGGCCAGUUUCCGCAGUGCUGCCCACGGCCUAGCGUGCUCAUUGUCUAUGGAUGAGUUUGGGAAUUUUGUGAGUAGUGCUGGUCUUAUUGAUGCUGGGUACACCGGUAAUAUGUUCACUGGGUCGAAUAAUCGCUCAGGAGCGGCAAGGGUUAUGGCCAGGCUGGACCGGUUCUUGGUGAAUGCUGCGUGGGUUGGGGCUUUCCCCGCCUUUAAAUUCCAGCAGAUGUGGUUGUCGCACCCGGAGUUUCUUGACUUUGUCAAGGGGCAAUGGGCUGAGCAGGUGGAUGGUUCCCCUUUUGUUGGGUUGUUUUUGAAGCUCAAGAGGCUUCGUGGGGCGCUUCGUAAGUGGAAUAGGGAGGUCUUUGGCAAUGUGCAUCAGAAGGUUAGGGAUGCGGAGGAUGCGAAACAAAAGUCCAAAGUCACAAGGCUGAAAGAGGGGGAUCGCAAUACGAAGUUCUUCUACUCCACGGUCAACGUCAAGCGCCGAAAGGCCAGGGUGACUAAAAUCAAAGGGGAAGAUGGUGAGUGGAUCGAGGACCCUAAUGGGGUGCAGGCUGAGGCGAUGCGUCACUUUUCAGAAGUCUUUGCUUCACAAGGAUGUUUGGUGGAUGAAAACUUAUUGGCAUUGAUCCCUAGGGUGGUAACUGAGUCGGAGAAUGCUUCUCUCUUGCUGGCUCCUUCUAUGGAGGAGGUGAAGGGGGCUGUUUUCGCAUUGUCUUGUGAUAGUGCGCCAGGUCCAUAUGGCUUUUUCGGGUAUUUCUUUACAGCUUGCUGGGAGGUGGUGGGACAUGAUGUUUGGGCUGCGGUGGUGGAUUUCUCCGAGGGUGGGGCACUCCCUAGAAGCUUAACCUCGGCCAAUCUGGUGCUUAUUCCCAAGAAGGACACCCCGGAGAUUGGCGGGACUGCUCCCAUCCUUAAUCGAGGAGGAACAGGGGGCUUUUGUGCAAGGAAGUUUGGCGUGGGUCCACUGAUUUACCAAGUUGACAAAGGGCUGCAAGUGGACCUGGAUUUGCGGGUCAAGGAUGCUUUGGGGGAGGAUGGUACUUGGAGAUCGGAUAUUCUUGCUCUCAUUGAUUCGACGGCUAUCAAGGAGAGCAUUACCCUGGGUAAUUUUACCCUCUCAGAUAGAUGUGAUGCUUUGGCAUGGACCCCAGCUAGUGAUUGGUGUUUCACUACUAGGUCAGCUUGGAAUGAGGUGAGGAGUGCUUCUCCUGUGAUCUCGUAUGCGAAGUGGAUUUGGAACCAAGCUGUUCCCUUGAAGAUGGCUUUCUUCUCUUGGCAGCUCCUGAAUGGAAGGAUCCCCAUAGAUGACUCUUUAAUGUUUGUUGGUAUUCCCCUGGCCUCGAAAUGCAGCUGCUGCAGGAGUCCGCGGAGGGAGAGUACUGAUCACUGCCUGGUGUCGGGCGGUACAACGUCCAAGGUGUGGGGUUACUUCUCUCGUCUUUUUGACAUUGCUACAGUUCCCUACCAGGAUGUCAGAGGCAGUUCUUACAAGAAUAUUUUGCAGAUUGAUGGUCAUUACGUUCUACUGCCUUGUAUGCUCGUCCAGCCUACAGUAACAGCUACACUUGGCGAGAUCCUGUGCAGUACAUUUUCCAUCAGGGACUACCCUGUGCAUUGUCUGAAGCUUAGAAUUAUAUUUGCCCACCGGAAAUCUUUCGAGGGAGAAAAUUUUUCACAGGUCAAGUCUAUUCUUUGUUCCAUUCGAGUGAACACAAUUACGGAAGAUAAUCUCCAGACUCUAUGCUUGCUUAUUGCAUCAUCAAGCCACAGUAGAUUGACAUCCUUAAAGGAAUCAUUUAUUGAUCCACUGCUUAGAGAGUUAUGCCAGAAUUCAUCUCAUGGUUUCCUUUACAAUCUUGGUUGCGCAUGGUUUCACCUUGGGGGAUUGCGUUUUCAUCUUUUGCUGAACUCUGAUGAUAUUGAUCCAGCCAUUAAGUAUUCUUUGAAGCUUUCUCAAGUAGUAGAAAAGAUUGCUUUACUUGAACGUGAAAUUGAGGUGCGACGAGAGUGUGAGCAUUUAGCAGGGAGUUUUUCAAUGAAAGAUGAAAAGGCUACACAGCUGGAGUUGGAAAAGCUUGAGUUGGAGAAGAGAAGGAUACAAAGAAAGAUUGUGUUUCGGCCUGAUCAUGCAAAAUUUAGGAAGUUAAAAUCCGAGAGUGAUGAUUUUAUGCGGCGAUUGACAUCUGCUGUAGAUCUGAUAAAGAAUCUUGGAGUAAUGUACUCACAGCAGUUGAUUAAUCGUGCAUGCAACUGGCAGGAGACUGCAACCUGUUUUAUUAAUCUAUUGUCAGAUGAGUACAUUGCUUAUAUCGAUAUAAUUCAACCAAUACAAGUUGCAGUGUAUGAAAUGAAAUUGGGCAUGUCGUUGGCUGUGUCAAGUGCUUUGCAGAAAGAAUUUCUCAAUAAAGUUGUGGAAGACAAUUUUGGUCAUAUUCUGGAAACAGUCUAUUCUUUCAUGCGAUUUCCUAGAAGUUGUGUGGCUAGAUCCAUACUUGUUGAAGCCAAUCUACCUGAGGUUCUAUGUUGUGACCCAGUUCAUUCUGCAAAUAGUUGGGCAAUGGAUAUGAAUUUGCUGAAGAAGUUACUUAGUAGUUCACGACAUAACAUUCCUGAUAAAACAGUCUCAGCCUUGGAAUUAGAUGCUGCUUUUUACCACAAUAUUCUUGUUCAAGUUACAGUUGAAAUCGCCAAUUCACUUCUAAUAGACAUUACAUCAUUUAGCCUAUUAGAUGAGAUAUUUGACCGACUUGCAAGCAUGUGGAUGGAUAUGAAAGUUCAAACACAAGCAAAAGAAGAUGAAGUAGCUCAACAAUAUAAAUUCAGGCCCCGUGCAUUCAAGAUAGAAGACGUUCUGGAAGUUGAUAUAUCGACUCUUAAAGACUCUUUUCUAAAUGAAAGUUUAUGUGCAGAAUGGCAAGAAAUGGCAGCAGAAGAACUUACAGAAAUGGUACCCACCAAGGAACAUGAAACCCUCAAGGAAGAAUGGAAUCAUGUACAAGAAUCCAUUUUGAUGAAUAUGGUCCACAUUCAGAAUCGAUUAUUUGGUUCCGUUGAUCUAGUUAAAAAGCCCGGAAAUAUUCAGAUCUCUGAUGCCGAAAGACUGCUUUCCUUCAUGGACUCCUAUAGACUGGGAGCAGGCGUGUUAAGAGAGUUGCAUGGUAUGUUGUCCUCUAGCCUGGAUGCAAAACUUAUUCCAGAACACUUACUUUUCCUGUGCUUGGAGCAUGACAAGAAAUUUGGGUUAUCUCGAAAGCCAGAUCACAUCUACAAUAUUUACAAGGAUUCAAAUGCUCCUAUGAUGGUUAAAAUUGUAAAGCCACUUACUAACAUUCAACAUAGGAUUCUCUCUCUUUUGAAUGAGUGGUCUGAUCAUCCAGCUCUCCAGAAAGUUCUGGAUAUAACUGAAAUGCUGUUGUCCAUUCCUCUAAUUACCCCAUUGACCAAGGUUCUUUCAGGUUUGCAAUUUUUGCUCUCAAGGGCCUGGAUAUUACAAGAAAAUUCUUCGAAGUUCUCUCUUUCUGAUCAACUGGAACCCAUUUUUAGUCUGAUGUCCUCAUGGCAAAGGAUGGAGUUUGACUCUUGGCCUGCAUUGCUUGAUGGUGUUCAGGAGCAAUAUGAGAUUAAUGCUGCAAAGCUUUGGUUUCCCCUGUACUCGGUUCUACAUCGUGGACAUUCUGCAGAUAUUGCAAGAGAUAAUCAAUACACCAUUGAAAGUUUGGAGGAGUUCAUACAAACAUCCAGUAUCGGUGAAUUCAAGAAACGUCUUCAACUUCUUUUUGCUUUCCAUGGCCAGAUAAAUACUGGUGUAUGUCUGAAAUAUUAUUCUAGUCCUUGUAUGAUGGAAAAUAUGAUGAAGAUCUUGUACAAUGUCUUUGGCUAUUAUGUCCAGUUCCAGCCUAUAAUUUCGGAGCACAUUGAUGCUAAUCGAAGAAAUAUUGAGACAGAAUUGAAAGAACUUCUGAAACUCUCUCGAUGGGAGCAUUGUGAGAGUCAUUUGUUGAUAGAGACCUCUAAAAGGACCCGCCAAAAGCUUCGAAAGCUUAUUCAAAAAUUCAAUAACGUACUGCAAGAACCUCUAAUGGCUUUUCUUACCCAACAUGCUACACAAAGAGGAAUUAAAUCUCCACCUACACCGGGACCAAAGCUAUUCAGUGACAUUUCUGACAAGUACGGGGAGAUUGUAAUGGCUACAUUUGAUAUGACGCAGUUCAGUUCUAUGGAAAGGCCGAUAUGGUACACUGACUGGAGAAAGAAGGUUAAUUUUGCUGUGCAAAAUCUGCUGCACGGAUCUGACCUUCCACAUUUGUCUUUUGAGGACACCAAACUCGGAGAAAGUUUCCUCAAGGAUUUCUUACCCUCCAAAUCAUCACGCCUCAUCUAUGAGGAAGAGUGGAUGGCUACAUGGCUUUCACUUGAAGAGAUAUGCAAAACUGCAACUGAAUGUGCUGACCUCUGGAAGGAUGGAAACAAGAGUCUUGGAAAGAGGAGGGGUCUGUCUAACCUUUUAAAGCUUCUGGAAAGCUGUGGGCUAUCAAGACACAAAUCUGUAAUUUUUGAGGCUGAUCCCAAAUCUGAGCAAACAAGUAGAUGGUUUCUUCAGCCAUCAUAUGAUUCGCAGCAUUUGUUGCUUACACCAAGUGGACUGUCUUCUGGAAAUGUGAAUAGCACUGCCUCUUCCAAAUUUCUGCCGAUUGAAGAUUCCAAUUCAGACUGGAAGAUGGCAAACCAGUACUACUACAAGAGCAUUGCAUCAGUCAAACUUCUAAGGCAGAUAUGCCUUAAUUUUCACAAAGAUUUCAGUCUCGAACAGGUCAAUAGCUCGGCCUCGUUUCUUGAUCAUCUCAUUGCAAUACAACAGGAGCAACGCUCUGUUGCUUACCUUUUUGCUGGGAAACUAAAAAGGCUGAGGAGAUGCAUGUCCUCUUUAAAACAUUUAGAUACAAAAUCCGCCAUUGCAGAUCAUGGAUUUGGUAACGAGUGUUUUGUCAUCCCAAACCAGCAUGCCACGCAGAAGUCCUUGUGGCAACAAAAGCAACUAUUUGAUAACCUAUGUAAUAUGUCCUAUGAAGUAUCUUUAUUGUUGAGAACUGUUGACAAUACCCAUUCAAAUACUUGCCAAAGUAUCAAGCUUGCAAUCAAUAGCUUUCUCCUUUUUAUCGAGAAAUUUAUUCCCGGUUUUCAGAAGUCUAAGGAAUCAUUAGAUCGCUACCUUCUAGGUGAUAAUGAGUCUGUCACCACCCCAGCUGCUUCCUUGCCUCCUUUCAUUAUUUAAAGACAAAUGGAGGAAUUGGUAAUGCAUAACUUUCAAGUCAUAAGUACUUUUGAGGGCCAUGUGCAGUCUUUCUGUAGCCAAACUAUUGAAGGAAGAUCAGUAAAAGAGAUUUUACUCGGUCACUUUGGGGAUAUUUUUAACAAGGCAAAAGUGGUGUUGGAAGAGUUCCAUUCUGUUCUGGACCCAGGAAAUCAAUCAAUAAGUGCCUAUGAAGAGGGAAAUUCUUUUGAACUUGAUGCUGCAUUUGCUGAAUCUUUCAAGAAAACAUACAAAAUGAUUAUGGAAGCAUUUGAAAAACUAGGCGUAUUGAGCAAUGGUUAUAUUCAUUCUGAAGUCUCAUCUGGGAGUUUGACUUUGUGGAAAACUCUAUUUGAAUCAUUAACAAUUAACCUACAGUUGGACUUGAUAUGUGAUGAAGUUGCUAAAACUAUCAGUUACGCGGGCAAACUGGUAAACCAUGCAGGAUAUAGAGGUCCUAAUUUGUGCAGCCAAGUAGGAAUGUACUUUAAUCAUCUUCAUGGAUUUCUGGACCUAAUAUGUGGAUUUGGGGAUGGUUUACUACUUGAGUUUCUAACCAUGCACAGAGCAGUGGCAGAAAUGACUCACAUGCUUACAAAUUUGUUUGCCUCACUAUAUUCUAAAGGGUUUGGCACUUCUGCAGAAGAGCAGGAAGCUGAUACAUGUGGUGAUAAUUCAAAAAAUGCCAGUGGAACAGGUAUGGGUGAGGGUGCAGGUCUGAAUGAUGUGAGUGAUCAGAUAGAUGAUGAAGAUCAGCUUCUUGGUACUUCUGAGAAGCCAAAUGAUGAGUUAGAUGCCUCAAAAGAGGUCCCAAGCAAGAAUGAAAAAGGGAUUGAGAUGAAUGAGAAUUUUGUUGCUGAUACUUAUAGUGUCAGUGAGGACUCCGGAGAUGAUGGGGAUGAAGAUGGUGAGGAUGAGAAACUGGAAUCUGCAAUGGGGGAAACUGGAGAUAAAGGUGAAGUUGUUGAUGAAAAACUCUGGGAUAAAGAUGAAGAUGGCAGUCCGGAUAAUACAAAUGAAAAAUAUGAAUCAGGCUCUUCUGUCAGAGACAUGGAUUCCAGCUGUCGAGAGAUGCAUGCAAAGGAAGAUGAUGCCAUCAUGGCUGAUGAAUCUUCGGAGCAGAUAUCAGAUGAGACUGACAAACAAAAGGACGAGGAUGAAAACCUUGAUGUUCCUGACGAUAAUGAUAACAUGGAUGACAUGAAGAUUGACAAGGAGACAGCAUCUGCAGAUCCUACAGGAUUACAGCUUGACGAGCAAAAUAAAGGUUUCAAAGAAGACAUGAACACGGAAGUACCUGAAGGUUCUGAGACCAUGGAAGAAGCAGAUCCAGAGGAAUGCAAUGAAACCACCAACAAUGAGUUUCCUGAGGAUGGAAAGGAUAGUCCGAUGAUUGAAGACAUGGAUCUAGGGAAAACCGAAGCAGUUGAUGGAAAUGGUGAAAAUGAUGAUACAAUAGAGGACCAUUGUGAGAGUGCUGAAGUGGACAUGGUAGGACAAAACAAAGAUGCAUUUGAAGGGAAGACUGACUUGAUCAGUGAUCAUAUCUUUAACCCGGUAUCUGCGGCACAGCCAAAUUCUAAUGCAGAGACUGCAGAUUUAAGUGCUGGAGGAGCAGAGACACAAUGGAUUAACAGUAAUGCUAUGCAAAAUGGCAUUGCUCCCUCAAACAGCAUGCCCUCUAGUGAUAUACCUGACUUGGAAAUUACAAUGCCUGAUGCAUCGAAGGGUGGGAAAUUGAUUGGUGAUCAACCCAGGGCUCAAAUACCCCAGCCUGAUACUCCAACUCUGCAACGAAUGCAACCAAACCCUUGCCGGAGUGUUGGGAAUGCAUUGGAAGAAUGGAAAGAAAGAGCUAAAGCAUUAGUGGAUGUGCAAGAGGAUGACGAAGAGGGUACUCAUGAUAUGGAAGAUGAAAAUGCCGACGAAUAUGGAUUUGUUUCUGAGUUGGAAAAGGGCACAGCUCAGACAUUGGGUCCAGCAACAUCUGACCAGAUUGAGAGGAAUAUCAAUAAUAACAAGCCUAGUGUAGAUGAUAGUCUUGAACAGAAAGAAGAUCUCCCUGUGAUGGAGAAUGAGAAGCAACACUCUGAAACACACCCUGUUAUGAGUUCCAAUGCUCCUGAUCUCAGACAGAAAGUUGAGGAGAAAAUGCAGAAGUCAGUCAUCAAUGAUGAAUCAGCCGUAGAGGGGUUAGCAGAAGGUGAUGAUCAAGGUGAUGAUGAUCCAGGAAGCCAAUCUGGGAGCCUGGUCUCCAUCAAUAGGUCGUACUUGAGUGAGCACAUGUUGCAACUCGGUAAUCUUUCGAUGAAUGAUGAAGAGAUGGGGCAAGAAAAGAAACUUGAAGUAAUUGAUGGUAUGAAAGAUGAUGGUACUGCACUCUGGAGAAGAUAUGAGCUACGCACGACAAGGCUAUCUCAGGAGUUGACUGAGCAAUUGCGUCUGGUCAUGGAACCUACUUUGGCAAGUAAGCUGCAGGGAGAUUAUAAGACUGGUAAAAGGAUCAACAUGAAGAAGGUAAUUCCCUAUAUAGCAAGCCAUUACCGGAAGGAUAAGAUAUGGCUGAGACGGACUCGACCCAACAAACGUGAUUAUCAAGUUGUAGUUGCUGUGGAUGAUUCUUGCAGUAUGUCUGAGAGCCGCUGUGGGGACGUUGCUACUGAAGCUUUGGUCACGGUAUGCCGUGCCAUGUCUCAACUGGAAGUGGGAAAGCUGGCCGUUGCAAGCUUUGGCAAGAAAGGAAACGUGAGGUUAUUACAUGACUUCGAUCAUCCCUUUACGGGAGAAGCUGGGGUCAAGAUGAUCUCAAGAUUAACAUUCAAGCAAGAGAACACUGUAGCAGAUGAACCAGUAGUUGAUCUGUUGAAGUAUUUGAACAACAUGCUUGAUGCUGCAGUUGAAAAUGCACGUCUGUCAUCUGGACAGAACCCACUCCAGCAGCUCAUAUUGAUUAUAGCAGAUGGCCGAUUCCAUGAUGAAAAGGAAAACUUGAAGCGCUGUGUUAGGGAUGUCUUGAAUAGAAAGCGAAUGGUUGCAUUUCUGCUUCUGGAUAGCCCGGAAGAGUCUAUCAUGGAAUUUAAGGUAUUUUUUUAUAGUUAUAUUGUUUUUGUCUGCUUCAAUCAGGGAAGAGGUCUGACAUUGUGUUUCCCUUCCUAUAUUUGUUUCCUUCUUGGCUUUAGGAAGCAUUAA